AUGACCGACGGCACUUUCGGGGCUCCGGUGAGACCCUCACGUGGUGGAUGUUUGCACUGUUUGCAGGCCUGGAAGUGGCAGGAGAAUCUCCCCCGGAUUCCGGCGGGGAGAAGGAAAGGAGUGCCCCUUUGCCAGCUCAGAUUACUCCAUAGCAUCCAAAUCCAACUAUCCGACCGUAAUAUCAUUGCAAACCCUCCCUCAAAUCAUUUCUCUCCCGCAUCAGCUAUCAUGGCGUCGACCACUAGCACAGAUCGCUUCACCUCUGCUCUGCAUCAGAACAAGGAUUGGGCAGCGCAGAUUGCCAAGGAGGACCCUUCGCUCUUCCCUACACUCGCGGUCGGCCAGCACCCGGAGAUCCUCUGGAUUGGCUGCUCUGAUUCUCGAUGCCCUGAGACCACCCUUCUUGGUCUCAAGCCGGGCGACGUCUUUGUUCACCGCAAUAUCGCCAAUGUCAUCCAUGCCGGCGACCUCAGCUCUUCAGCCGUGAUCGAGUAUGCUGUCCGCUACCUGCAGGUCAAGCACGUAGUCCUCUGUGGCCACACCAGCUGCGGUGGUGUUGCUGCAGCACUGGGUAACAAACAACUGGGUAUUCUUGACCCCUGGCUGCUGCCUUUGCGCCAGCUCCGUGCGAGACACCUGGAUCUGCUGAACUCGCUGCCGGCCGACGAAGCCAACCUUAAGCUGGUGGAAUUGAAUGUUCUGGAGGGUGUCAAACUGUUGAAGGAGAAGAAUGUAAUCCUGGAAGCCGUACAGGAUCGGGGUCUUCAGGUUCACGGGUUGAUAUAUGAUGUUGGCAGCGGUGUUCUUCGAGAGAUGGACAUUGAUGAGCCGGAGGAGGAACUCAAGGCGCGCCUAACAUCGUUCAAGACCGACGUCUAG
Aspergillus luchuensis is the source of this 879-nucleotide messenger RNA. Its product is annotated as carbonic anhydrase. Gene Ontology annotation, cellular component: cytoplasm. The record is from RefSeq and is a predicted model, not a curated record. The transcript is spliced from 2 exons. Bases 1 to 879 code for a protein of 292 amino acids. Lineage: Eukaryota; Fungi; Ascomycota; Eurotiomycetes; Eurotiales; Aspergillaceae. Gene Ontology annotation, molecular function: zinc ion binding; carbonate dehydratase activity. Gene Ontology annotation, biological process: cellular response to carbon dioxide; cellular response to oxidative stress; carbon utilization.